AUGAUUCACCAAGGAGACAACAUCUUGUAUACCCGCAUUGAGUCCAAGCCCAGCGUUGGGGGUGAAUCGAUGGCACGCAUCCCCUACGAGGGCGACUCGGCCGGCAAAACUCCAGGUUUCUGCCGCAGCGACACCUUCUCCAAGGUUAUUCAUCCCCGAGACGAAAGUUGGGUCCUCUGCGUUGCUUGUGAUAUCAUUGGCAGAAUCGAGUGCAUUUUGGCCGCUCACAGUCUGCAGAAGGUCGAGCCUGAGACCCCGUAUGAUGGUGCUGAUCCUGGAGUGGACACCAUCAGCACCAAUGAUUAG
Molecule: messenger RNA, 306 nt
Organism: Verticillium alfalfae VaMs.102
Lineage: Eukaryota; Fungi; Ascomycota; Sordariomycetes; Glomerellales; Plectosphaerellaceae
Exons: 2
Coding region: 1-306 (101 amino acids)
Source: RefSeq, a predicted model, not a curated record